AUGUAUCACUGGAGCACUGUGUUGUCGACUGAGAACACUCACCGAGUCGGGACACGAAGCCGCACAACACUAACACACACACGCGGCACGUCUUCCCUGGUCGGGCGCCGCGACCAAACUGCUGCCCCGCGUGCCGACCCCUGCCACCCUGCGCCCCCUCCCGACCCGCGCCCCGCGCCCCGCACCCCCGCGACAAGCCACGCAACGCACAAAGAGGGGAUCAGCCGCUCCCGAUACCGACGAUAUUCAUCCGACAACCGGCGACACCAUCGAUAUGCAGCAUACGAUCUAACGCCACGAACAGAAAACUUGACAAACGGAGCAUCGCCGCGGGAGCAACUAGUAGACACCCUGUAUAGUGCACCGACUUGUGUAACGUAA
Messenger RNA from Spodoptera exigua (beet armyworm), 381 nucleotides. Lineage: Eukaryota; Metazoa; Arthropoda; Insecta; Lepidoptera; Noctuidae. The record is from the annotation of a GenBank genome assembly.